Messenger RNA from Oncorhynchus masou masou (cherry salmon), 3450 nucleotides. Its product is annotated as glutamate receptor ionotropic, NMDA 3A-like. The record is from RefSeq and is a predicted model, not a curated record. The transcript has 13 exons. Gene Ontology annotation, cellular component: plasma membrane. Gene Ontology annotation, molecular function: NMDA glutamate receptor activity. Lineage: Eukaryota; Metazoa; Chordata; Actinopteri; Salmoniformes; Salmonidae. Bases 1 to 3450 code for a protein of 1149 amino acids. Gene Ontology annotation, biological process: monoatomic ion transport; ionotropic glutamate receptor signaling pathway.
AUGUGGCAGGGCUUGAAAACUAUUACGGACUACAAUGGGAAACACAGCCACGAGCUGGCCAGUAAUCCUUGUCAAAUCCUCAAUCGGAUUGGGCACACGGUGCGCGUGGGGGCCCUGCAACUGCAGCCGCGGCUCUUCAGCCACGUUUCCACCUUCAGAGGCGGUAAAGAAGCCCCUGUCCCGGUUGAUGAAUGGGAUAUACACGGCGGCACGAGGGAAGCAGUGGAAAGACAGUUGGAAAAUAUUACCAAAAGUGUCAAUGAACACGAUUUACGCAGCCUAGGGACUAGGGCGUCGAUAAACAGCCAACACAAGGACAGGGGGGGUAAAAGUAAGAACAUGUACAAACAGAACGAGAGUGAGAGAAGUGUGUUCAUGCCGAGGGACUCGAUCCUAUUAGCCACGGAGACGUUGAAUCGCAUGGCCGGUCUGUUACCAUAUAACCUCUCACUGGAGGUAGUGAUGGCUGUGGACGCGGGGCUCGGGGAAUUACCCACGUUCUCCUCCUCUACCCCGGUCUGUGAAGACCCCAUGUCGUUUCUGCAGAGUGUUUGUCAUACUGUUAUAGUCCAAGGAGUUUCUGCUAUGGUGGCUUUCCCUCAGACCAGGGACGACAUGGUGAAGUUGGAAUUCAUCGCGUCAACGCUUCAGAUUCCUGUCAUCAGUGUUGUCCAGAACGUAUUCAAACGGCAGAGUAAGAACCCUCUCCAUUUCCAGAUGCCGAUGCAGAACCCGGCCCUGCCCCAGGUGGAGCUGCUCUACUCCCUGCUGGUGAUCAACAGCUGGUAUGACGUCAGCCUCCUGCUCUGUCAGGAAUGGAACAUUUCUAGCUUCCUGGUUCGUCUCCGUAACAACACCAAGUUCCACCUGGGUUCUGUGGUCAACAUCACAACCUACACUACCUCCUCUGGAUCUCACCCCAACAGCUCUGUCUCCAAGGCCGACUUCCAGACCUCUCUACGGGGAUACCUGGAGUCCAUCAAGGAGUCAACGUCUACAGUCGUAACAUUCGGCUGCGACAUCCGGGACAUCAAGAGGAUCUUUAACGUGGUGACCAAGCUGGGCCUGAUGCUGCCAGAGUACCACUGGGUGUUGGGGGACACGCAGGACGUGGAGGAGCUGAGGACCGAGGGUCUGCCGGCGGGACUGCUGGCCCAUGGCAGGAUGGGGACUCCCUCCCUGGAUCACUACGUACAGGAUGGGCUGGAGCUGGUGGCCCGGGUGGUGGGGUCAGCUGCGUACCUCUCCCCUGAGCUCGCCCUCAUCCCCUCCAUCACCAACUGCAUGGAUACACAGAGCAGGCAGAACAGGAACAUGACCUCAGGGAAAUAUCUGUCCAGGUUUCUGUCCAACACGUCGUUUGAAGGUCUGAGUGGUUUCAUCUCGUCCCAGGAGGAGACAGUGAUCUCCUCUGAGAGCCAUCACUUCAUCUGGUCCCUGCAACACGACCCCAUAGGGAAGCCCAUGUGGACCAGACUGGGCCGAUGGAAGCAUGACAGGGUGCUACUGGACUACACUGCCUGGACCAACAAACAGGCAUCAAAUCAGGGCGGGGACUGGAGGUACCUGUCGCGGCUCCAUCUCCGGGUGGUGACGUUGGUGGAGCACCCCUUCGUCUUCACCCGGGAGGUGGAUGAGGACGGUCUCUGUCCCGCUGGUCAGCUCUGCCUGAACCCCCUCACCAACAACACAGCCCUUCUCCAGUCUCUCUUCCUCCAGAUGCGGGGGCCUAACGACAGCAUUCCCAUGGAGUAUAAGAAGUGUUGCUACGGCUACUGCGUCGAUCUACUGGAGAAACUGGCGGAGGACAUGGGGUUUGACUUCGACCUGUAUAUUGUAGGCGACGGCAAGUACGGUGGGUUUAAGAACGGACGCUGGACAGGGCUGGUGGGGGAUCUUCUCAGCGGAGCGGCCCACCUGGCCGUCACAUCUUUCAGUAUCAACUCGGCCCGGAGCAGGGUUAUAGACUUCACCUCCCCGUUCUUCUCCACCUCUCUGGGCAUCCUGGUACGGACCCGGGAUACGGCCGCGCCCAUCGGGGCAUUCAUGUGGCCCCUGCACUGGUCCAUGUGGCUGGGGAUAUUCGUCUCGCUACACGUUACUGCCGUGUUCCUGACCAUCUACGAGUGGAACAGCCCGUUUGGGAUGACGCCGCGAGGCAGGAACAGAGAUAAGGUGUUCUCCUUCUCCUCGGCUCUGAACGUCUGCUAUGCCAUCCUGUUUGGCCGUACAGCUGCCAUUAAACCUCCUAAGUGCUGGACGGGGCGGUUCCUCAUGAAUCUCUGGGCUAUCUUCUGCCUGUUCUGUCUGUCCACCUACACAGCCAAUCUGGCUGCCGUCAUGGUGGGGGAGAAAACCUUCCAGCAACUCUCAGGAAUACACGAUCCAAAGGUAGGAAAACUCAGCCAGGGUGAUAGACCACUAACAUUACGGGAGAGCAGUGCCGAGGAUUACCUGAAGAAAAGCUUUCCAGAGAUGCACGAAUACAUGAGACGGUACAACGUACCAGCAACCCCAGAUGGAAUAGAACAUCUGAAGCAUGAUCCACAGCAACUGGAUGCUUUCAUCAUGGACAAGGCCUUACUAGACCACGAGGUGUCUAUAGAUGCAGAAUGCAAGACACUCACUGUGGGGAAACCAUUUGCAAUUGAAGGUUACGGCAUCGGCCUGCGCCAGAACUCCCACCUGACCUCUAAUAUCUCAGAGCUGGUGAGCCAGUACAAGUCUGACGGCUUCAUAGACAUGCUACAUGAUAAGUGGUACAAGGUGGUGCCCUGUGGGAAACGGAGCUUCGCAGUCACAGAGACCCUACAGAUGGGCAUUAAGCAUUUCUCAGGCCUGUUUUUGAUGCUGUGUGUCGGGCUGGGUCUGUCUCUCCUCACCACCCUGGCUGAACACAUAAUCUACCACUUUGUCAUACCCAGAGUCAAGGAGCCCAAGUUCAAGUACUGGCUGCAUACUAGUCAGAGGUUACAUCGAGCAAUGAACUCAUCUUUCAAUGACGAUAAACUGAAGACUGUAGCCAAGCCAGAAGAAAGGUGCAUCAUGGGUAACAACCAACAACAACUGCAGCCAUGUGUACCAUGGCACAGCUCCAACUGCAACAGGAGGAAGAUUCCACCUCAGGAGUCCCUGCUAAAUGUUCUGGAGUCUCCCCCCUGUGAUUGCUCUCCUCCUCCUCCUCCCUCAGCCCUUCCACCUCCUUCCUCUCCUCCUUCUCCUCAGGUGAAGAGCCUGGUCCCCCGGCAGGCAACAUCUAAUGGGAGGACAGACCAGGUGGGUCUGCAGGCCAGGACCAACCCCAUGCUGCAGGAGCUGUCAGAGCUGGAGACACACAUCACCAUCAUCAAACAACAGCUGCACAUCGCCAUGAUGAAGAAGAGGGACCUGGAGCAACCAGGAGAAACACAUGACAGAGUAGAGACUGGUACCAGCAGAAGCACAACAUGA